CGCACGUGUGGGAUCUAAAGCCUCCCCUUGCUGCUGCUGCUGCUGCUACUGUGGAAGAGCAUGCUCUGUGCCCAGCCCGGCUUUCUCCAGGAAUUGAUGCACUUACAAUUGGCGAGUCAUUAUGCUGCUCCACCUGUGUAGUGUUAAGAAUCUGUAUCAGAACAGGUUCCUAGGCCUGGCUGCCAUGGCGUCUCCAUCUCGGAAUUCGCAGAAUCGGCGCCGGUGCAAAGAACCUCUGAGGUACAGCUACAACCCGGACCAGUUCCACAAUAUGGACAUUGGGAAUGGCCCCCAUGAGACGGUCACUAUUCCACGCUCUACCAGUGACACAGACUUGGUCACCUCGGAUAGCCGGUCUACCCUCAUGGUCAGCAGCUCCUAUUAUUCCAUAGGACAUUCCCAGGAUCUGGUGAUUUAUUGGGAUAUAAAAGAAGAAGUGGAUGCUGGGGACUGGAUCGGCAUGUAUCUCAUUGAUGAGGUUUUGUCUGAAAAUUUCCUGGACUACAAAAAUCGUGGGGUAAAUGGCUCUCACCGAGGUCAAAUUAUCUGGAAGAUUGAUGCCAGCUCGUACUUUGUAGAGCCAGAGACAAAGAUCUGCUUCAAAUAUUACCAUGGAGUGAGCGGGGCACUGCGUGCAACAACCCCCAGUGUGACAGUGAAGAAUAACGCAGCUCCUAUUUUUAAAAGUAUCACCAACGAAGAUUCAGCCCAAGGGCAGGGAAGCAGAAGACUAAUCAGUUUCUCAUUAUCAGAUUUCCAGGCUUUUGGUCUGAAGAAAGGCAUGUUCUUCAAUCCAGACCCUUACCUAAAGAUUUCGAUCCAGCCUGGAAAACAUAGCAUCUUCCCAGCUCUUCCUCACCAUGGACAGGAGAAGAGAUCGAAGAUCAUGUGUAAUACCGUCAAUCCCAUCUGGCAACGAGAGCUGUUCAGCUUUGUUUCUCUGCCCACUGACGUCCUGGAAAUAGAAGUGAAGGACAAGUUUGCAAAGAGUCGGCCAAUCAUCAAGCGUUUCUUGGGGAAGCUUUCCAUGCCAGUGCAACGGCUGCUGGAGAGACACGCCAUCGGGGACAGGGUUGUCAGCUACACUCUGGGACGCAGACUGCCAACGGACCACGUCAGUGGACAGCUGCAGUUCCGGUUUGAGAUAACUUCUUCAAUCCACCCAGCAGAUGAUGAAGAGGUCUCUCUUACUGCAGAUCCUGAGUCAGCUGAAUUCCAGGAAAGCCCCAUGAAUAUAUCAGCAGAGGAAAUCCUCGGUGAGCCUCCGUGCACCAGCACCAUGAGCUCAGAAAGUGCAGUUCCAGAGAAGCUAAAUGGAUGCCCAGUGAUCUGCAUCAAUGUUGAUAGCUCUGGUGCUGGGGAGCUCAGCCUGAACAGCUUCUUAAAAGAAGAGCUAGCAGGAAACGGGGAGGACGAUGCAGUGCCAGCAGACACGGUUGAUCCCUUGGAAUCCAUCCCAGGGGAAAUGAUGCCUUCCCUGAGUGCUAUGGACCUCACUGAACAACUGGCUCUGUUGGCCUGCACGCCCUCCGAAUCUGAAGUUAGGGAGAAUAAUAAAGUCAAUUCUGUUACUCAGGGAGACAGUGACAUCUUUACCAGCAUAGAAGCCCUAUCUAUUGAUGAGGUGAGUGGAGAUACCCAAGCUGUCAAAGAUCUAGAGAAGAGUCAGGAUGAUGAAGGGGCUUCAGCCCAGGAAGAAGAAGAGGAGGAGGAGGAGGAGGAGGAGGAGGGCGAAGAUGAAAAAGAGAAGAACGAGCUACAGCUAAGGACCAUGGUGAAAAGGAAGAACAGGCCUUGCUCCUUGCCUGUGUCAGAACUUGAGACGGUGAUCGCAUCGGCCUGUGGGGAGCCGGAGACUCCUCGUACUCACUACAUAAGGAUACACAAUCUCCUGCACAGUUUGCCUUCAGCCCAGAUGAGCAGUGAUGAUGGUGAAGGAGAGGAGGAACCAGGCAGCGUGAUAGAGAACGAUGAAGAACUGACCGUCCGGGAAGUGUCGGAGAAGGACCUAGUCAGCGAGACUGAAACAGUGUUGGCGGACGCCCCUCCGGAAAACAGAGCGGAAGAGAACUUUGUCCGGGGGACGGUGCCUCGCAGCACCUCCAUUGAGCACCUUGCUGACUUAAAUGAACAGCUGAUGGAUGGCGAAGGGCCCAGAACUGAAAGUGAGAGUGAAUUGAGUCCCCGGCCCCAUGGUGACGCUGAGUGCGAAAUGUGUGACACUUCCUGUUACAGCCCGUCCUGUUAUAGCACUUCCUGUUACAGCACCUCCUGCUAUAGCACUUCCUGUUACAGCACUUCUGGUCAGGAGAGCACCAACCGGUUCUCAAGCCAUACCCGGUUCUCAUCUAUUGACAGUGCAAAGAUUUCUGAGAGCACGGUGUUUUCUUCACAGGACGAUGAGGAAGAGGAAAACAGCGCUUUUGAGUCGGUGCCCGACUCGGUGCAAAGCCCUGAGGUGGACAGGGAGCAGGUUGAUGGCUCCGCCCACUGGCCUGAGGAACUGGUAGCUCGUGGAGUGAAUCUGCAGGGAACAGCAGAAGGUGUAGAGUCUCCAGUAGCAGGCCCAAGCAACCGAAGAGAAGGUGAUUGCCCUUUACUCCAUAAUUCUCAGCCCAUCAACCAGCUUCCUUCCCUGAGGCCUGACCACCAUCAGUACCCAACCAUUGAUGAGCCUCUUCCGCCAAAUUGGGAAGCUCGGAUAGACAGCCAUGGACGGGUAUUCUAUGUGGAUCACGUGAAUCGGACCACAACAUGGCAGCGUCCUACUGCAGCAGCUACUCCUGAUGGAAUUCGCAGAUCAGGCUCAAUCCAACAAAUGGAGCAACUCAAUCGACGGUACCAAAAUAUCCAGCGAACGAUUGCUACAGAGAGGACAGAGGACGACAGUGUUGUCAGCACUAGGGUAGACAGGCUCCCUCCUGGAGGAGGCAGUGAUUCUGAGGCAGAUCCUUCCCAGCCAAAUUCAGAAAUUAGAAGAGAAGUACCUGUUUCACCUGUGAACUCUCAAAAAAUCACUUUAUUGCUGCAGUCUCCAGCUGUAAAAUUCAUCACCAAUCCGGAGUUCUUCACGGUGCUGCAUGCAAACUAUAGUGCCUAUCGCGUUUUUACCAACAGCACCUGCUUGAAGCAUAUGAUCCUGAAGAUCCGGAGAGACGCCCGGAAUUUUGAACGGUAUCAGCACAACAGGGACCUGGUAAAUUUUAUCAACAUGUUUGCUGACACACGGCUGGAACUUCCGCGAGGCUGGGAGAUCAAAACUGACCAGCAAGGCAAGUCCUUCUUUGUUGACCACAACAGCCGCGCUACCACUUUCAUUGAUCCCAGAAUCCCGCUUCAAAAUGGCCGCCUACCCAAUCAUUUGACUCACAGACAGCACCUUCAGCGUCUCCGUAGUUACAGCGCUGGAGAGGCAUCAGAAGUCUCUCGAAACAGAGGAGUUUCUUUGUUAACCAGACCAGGCAACAGCCUAGUAACAGCUAUUCGAAAUCAGCACCAUCAUGAGUCUUUGCCUCUAGCAUACAAUGACAAAAUAGUUGCAUUUCUACGCCAACCCAACAUUUUUGAAAUGCUGCAGGAACGUCAGCCAAGUUUGGCAAGAAACCAUGCGCUCAGGGAGAAGAUUCACUACAUUCGGACAGAGGGUACACAUGGGCUUGAAAAGUUGUCCUGUGAUGCAGAUUUAGUAAUACUCCUGAGCCUUUUUGAAGAAGAUGUUAUGUCCUACAUACCCCUUCAAGCCGCUUUCCAUCCUGGCUACAGUUUUUCCCCUCGUUGUUCUCCCUGCUCAUCACCUCAGAAUUCUCCAGGCUUGCAACGUGCCAGUGCGAGAGCACCCUCUCCUUAUAGGAGAGAUUUUGAAGCCAAGCUUCGCAAUUUUUACCGAAAACUAGAAGCCAAAGGAUAUGGCCAGGGUCCAGGUAAAAUUAAGUUAAUAAUAAGGCGUGACCACCUACUGGAAGGCACUUUUAAUCAGGUGAUGGCUUACUCACGGAAGGAGCUCCAAAGAAACAAACUCUAUGUCACAUUUGUUGGAGAGGAAGGCUUGGACUACAGUGGUCCAUCCCGAGAGUUCUUCUUCCUUCUAUCUCAGGAGCUCUUCAAUCCAUACUAUGGCCUGUUUGAGUAUUCAGCCAAUGACACUUACACUGUACAGAUCAGCCCCAUGUCAGCAUUUGUAGAAAACCAUCUGGAAUGGUUCCGGUUCAGUGGCCGUAUCCUUGGCCUUGCUCUUAUUCACCAGUAUCUUCUUGACGCUUUCUUCACGAGGCCAUUCUACAAAGCAUUGUUAAGGCUGCCUUGUGACCUUAGCGACUUGGAGUAUCUGGAUGAGGAGUUCCAUCAAAGUUUACAAUGGAUGAAAGACAACAACAUCACUGAUAUCCUGGACCUCACUUUCACCGUAAACGAGGAAGUGUUUGGACAGGUAACAGAAAGGGAGUUGAAAUCUGGAGGUGCAAAUACGCAGGUGACUGAAAAGAAUAAGAAGGAGUAUAUUGAACGGAUGGUCAAGUGGCGCGUAGAAAGAGGUGUUGUUCAGCAAACAGAGGCCCUAGUCCGUGGCUUUUACGAAGUUGUAGACUCAAGGCUUGUCUCGGUUUUUGAUGCUAGAGAGCUAGAAUUGGUUAUAGCCGGCACUGCUGAAAUAGACCUGAAUGACUGGCGCAACAACACAGAAUAUCGGGGUGGUUACCAUGAUGGACAUAUCGUAAUACGAUGGUUCUGGGCAGCAGUAGAGAGGUUCAACAAUGAGCAAAGGCUACGGUUGCUGCAGUUUGUCACUGGAACAUCUAGUGUGCCAUAUGAGGGCUUUGCAGCCCUUCGAGGAAGCAAUGGGCUACGGCGCUUCUGUAUAGAGAAAUGGGGUAAAAUAACAUCCCUUCCAAGGGCACAUACAUGUUUCAAUCGCCUGGAUCUUCCACCCUAUCCUUCAUAUUCUAUGCUGUACGAAAAGCUGUUGACAGCUGUCGAAGAAACGAGCACCUUUGGACUUGAAUGAGAAAAUUCAGGCUUUUCAAGUGUUUUCCUGGUCAGUGACAUCACUCUCUUCCCUGCUGCCAUAUGAUUUUCAUUUUCUGUGUUUUUAUUUUUGUUGGGGGGGAUCAGGAUUUACAAAAGCUGUGCAUGAAGAACAGCCUUCGUUUAAGAACUAACCUUCAUGCUUUCAUCUUUGGUUUCCAAUGGACAACUAGCCUGUAUGCAAUAUAAACAACAACAGUCUCAAGGUCUCUGUGUAUCUCCACAUACCUCCCAUUCGUAACAAUGAAAAUAUGAAUGCAAGUUACGCUACACUUGACCAAAUGUUACAUGUUUACUUCCACCUACGUUGAUUAAAUAAAACAAAAACAUCAAGCAUUCCAAGCUUUUAUAUGCCCAUCUCUUCUGGAUUACAACCAUAAUUCAUCUUGCGUCUUAUCAGCUGUAUCUGCUAAUGGGACCUGGACAAGAGUCUCUGUCAUUCAUCCUUGACUUUUUGAACAUAUCACACACAGGUGAAAGACACCUGUGAGUAAAACUGAUUUUUUUUAUAUACGCACACUCAUAAUCCAAAUCAGCUACAUCAGCUGGAGCUGGGCCAUAUAUAUGGUGCAGAGAAGACAUUCAGAACAAAACAAAUGUGUAAUGCAAUGCAGUGUGUCAGUGAUAGUUAACAGUUGUUAAUUGCCAGUCUUGAAAAGAACUUGCACUUCUGAGAUGAGAGGUAAUUUUUAUUUUAAUACAAAUACGCAAGAAGUGCACAUUUGUGCACUCGAAAAGGAUGUCAUUAUGUCACAAAACAGACACCACCACCGUACCUAAUUAUUGUACAUAGCAAAAAUAACAAGAAGAAUACUCUUUCUUUUUAUAUCUUCUGGUCUUGCUUACCAAUUCUUUGUUUUUUGAUGUUUAAACACAGAAAAGGAGUAUAGACAAUCCUGCACCGUGUGUUGAAAGCCAUUAAUUAUUUACGCUAUAUCAAUUGACAUAAGAGUUGUAGUUUUGUUUCAUUCCUCUUUGAUCUGAAAGACCGCAUUCAUUGUGGAAUUGGUUCUACACGAAAGGAUUUAGCCCAAAUUCACAAAAUAUGUGUGAAGCUGCAGAGAAUGCUGCUGCUGAAAUAGCGUGUGUGAAUGAGAGUUUUAUCUGAGCAGCGAUUUAGUGAAACAUUUAAAAUAGUUCCUAAAGCCCCAUUUGUCCAUUUAGCAAAUUAGUUAUUAGCGAAUUGAAGAGUCUGUCCUCUUUUGGAAGCAGGUGAAACAAUGAAUGGCUUGGCUUUGUGGGCUUCACCUUCCAUCGCCAAAAUGAGGACAGCAAAACACACUGGAACAUGCAUACUUUGAUGGGUACUGCUGAAACUAACUUGGUGGGGGAAGGGUUGGAUCAACCAUAAUAUUGCUUUUGCUUUUCUUCACCUCUGCUGCCCUAAUUUUCCAAACUCAAUCUGAGAAUGAGGCUGUAAUCCUACAUGCACUUAUUCAGAAGCAAACCUCAUGGAACUCAAUGAUUUUUACUUCCAAGUAAGCAUACAUAGGCCCUAGCUGCAUGUAUAUUUUGUCUUCACCAGGAUUAGUUCUUAUUUUUACAUGUAUAUCUUUGAAAGGUCAAAAUGAUACAGGUAUGCAUCAUCAGGUAAUGUACCAUCACAGCAACAAAGAGAGUGUAAGAAACAGUGGUCAAUUAAAUGUUGUAUUUGAAAAGGGGCCUGUUCUCUUGUACCUGGGAUGGGAUCAGGAGCUGAACUUGUGCUUGAGUGAUCUCUUCUCUUUUCCUCUUACUACAGGGAGAGAAGUUAUCAAAUGCUGGAUCUCUCCCUAGUGUGGUAAGGUCUAUGAGUAAGGAACAUGAGAUGUAAGGAACAUGACAGAGGGAGCAAAUUCUGCUUCCUCUCUGCUCCCCAAGUAUGAUCCUCAGGUUAAGGAACUG
Molecule: messenger RNA, 6903 nt
Organism: Elgaria multicarinata webbii
Lineage: Eukaryota; Metazoa; Chordata; Lepidosauria; Squamata; Anguidae
Gene: HECW1
Product: HECT, C2 and WW domain containing E3 ubiquitin protein ligase 1
Exons: 29
Coding region: 122-4999 (1625 amino acids)
Biological process (GO): regulation of dendrite morphogenesis; protein polyubiquitination
Cellular component (GO): cytoplasm
Molecular function (GO): ubiquitin protein ligase activity; protein binding
Source: RefSeq, a predicted model, not a curated record